AUGUCUGUGGAGAUUGCUGGACCUUCAAGUUUCAAGGAGUUGGAAAUAGUCGUAACAGAGAGACGAGUUCCCGAGAAUAAAUUAAUUGUGCCUGGUUCUAAAGUUACUUCUAAUCCUGAUUUCAUGAGGGGACAUGGGACAUAUAUGCGUGAUGAUGAUUUAAUAGCAUCAGUAGCUGGUACUCUUGAACAGGUGAAUAAGCUUGUUUCGGUGCGACCAUUGAAGAGCAGAUAUAAUGGAGAAAUCGGUGAUGUGGUAAUUGGACGAAUCACGGAAGUACAACAGAAAAGGUGGAAGGUUGAGACGAAUUCCAGACUAAAUUCCACGUUACUUCUUUCCAGCGUAAACUUGCCGGGUGGUGAGCUGAGGAGAAAAUCAGUAGAAGAUGAACGAAUGAUGCGUGAAUACCUUAAAGAGGGAGAUCUCAUCAGCGCUGAAGUGCAAAAAGUGCACUCGGAUGGACAGUUGUCGUUGCACACGAGAAACUUAAGAUAUGGAAAGCUUUCUCAAGGAACUUUGAUAAAAAUUUCUCCAUAUUUGGUCAAACGAAGAAAAUCACACUUCCACACUUUGCCAUGUGGCGUUUCCGUGAUUUUUGGACGUAAUGGUUAUAUUUGGAUAGCACCUGUAGCAAGUGAGGAACAGAAUUUGACUGGAGGUUAUUCGCAAAAUUUGGAAGAGGUAGUAUCAAUGAAAAUUCGAUCAGUUAUAGCACGUGUGGCAAACUGUGUAAAUAUCCUUGCUAUGCAUCAUAUUCCACUCUACGACACAACGGUGGUGCUUGCUUAUGACGCUUCUCUUAAUUCUGAGAUAAAAGAAAUGUUAAAGCCGGAAUCAGCAGCAAACAUUGCAACAGAAGUUGCGCUGCAGCUGGAAAAAAAUUGCUGA
This is a messenger RNA of Acanthocheilonema viteae, 888 nucleotides long. NCBI's taxonomy places the organism in Eukaryota, Metazoa, Nematoda, Chromadorea, Rhabditida, Onchocercidae. The record is from the annotation of a GenBank genome assembly.